AUGGCGGCAGUGACCAAGAACCUCACUUUCGCCAUCACCGCAUCCACGUCUUUCGAGCCACCUUUUUUGCUUGCGAAACGCUUCUCGACUCUAGAUCAUUUCACGAGAGGUCGAAUUGGCUGGAACAUCGUCACUUCUUGGAAAAAGGCAGCGUUCAAGGCCAUUGGACUUGAUAGCCCAAUUCCCCACGAUGAGCGAUACGCACAAGCGGAUGAGUACCUGCGAGUGCUGUACAAGCUUUGGGAAGGUUCAUGGGCAGACGACGCGAUUACACCUGAUCCCGAGAACGACAGCUAUGCUGACCCCGAUAAAAUCCGAACAAUUCACCAUCACGGAAAGUUCUUCGAUCUUGACACACGUCACAUUGUCGAUCCAUCUCCUCAGAGAACCCCUUUCCUCUUUCAAGCAGGCACUUCAGCGGCCGGUUCCGAGUUCGCGGCUACCCACGCCGAGGGUAUAUUUGUUUCGUCUCAUUCGCCACAGCUCCUACGGCCCAAGAUCAAGCAGAUCAGAGAGAAGGCCGCAGCUCUUGGCCGAGACCCUCAGUCUUUGAAGUUUUUCGCUACUUUCACUCCUAUCGUUGGUCGAACAGAUGAAGAGGCUCAAGCUAAGCAUGAAGAGCUGAAGAAGUACGCCUCCGUAAUUGGUGGAUUGGUCCUCGUUAGUGGUUGGACGGGUAUCGAUCUCUCCAAGAUCCCUGUCGACCAGGAAGUCACUGCUGCCGACUCACUGGAGGCACACAAGGUUCGCAGUAUCCUCGAUUCAUUCACAACAACGAGCGAGCACGUACCUAAAUGGACACCGCGGGUCAUCGCUGAGCGAGCGGCAAUUGGAGGUCUUGGCCCUGUAUCCGUUGGAAGCCCACAGAAGGUGGCCGACGAUCUGGAGUAUUGGAUUCGAGAGGGUGACCUAGAUGGAUUUAAUCUCGGAUAUGUGACAACACCUGGUACAUUUGAAGAUGUUGUUGAUCUUCUUAUUCCCGAGCUUCGACGUCGAGGAAUUUACCCAGAGGCACCCGCGGAGGAUGUACAGCUGACGGCUAGAGAAAAGGUCUAUGGUGAGGGGCAAAAGGGCUUAAGAACCGAUCACCCCGGUUCUACUUACAAAUACGACGUCUAUAAGGAGGACAGCACCGAGUCACAAGAGCAGGAUCCCAUUCACUAA
Messenger RNA from Colletotrichum spaethianum, 1164 nucleotides. Its product is annotated as dimethyl-sulfide monooxygenase. NCBI's taxonomy places the organism in Eukaryota, Fungi, Ascomycota, Sordariomycetes, Glomerellales, Glomerellaceae. The transcript has 2 exons. Gene Ontology annotation, molecular function: oxidoreductase activity, acting on paired donors, with incorporation or reduction of molecular oxygen; monooxygenase activity. Bases 1 to 1164 code for a protein of 387 amino acids. The record is from RefSeq and is a predicted model, not a curated record.